CUGGCAUAGGAUGAAUCCUAGAGGCUCCCGAGAGCCCCCAAGGUGGCCCAAGACAACCACGUAGCCGUUCUGGCUCAAACCGAUCUGGCUGGAUCACCCAAUCUGAUUUGACUCCGGGUCCACACUUUUUUUUCGCAAAGGGAUGAUACACGGCGGCGGCGGCUUUGGUAGCGGCGGCGUGGGUAUGGGUUACGGCGGCGCAUACGGCGGCGACGCGGGCUGCUGUGGCGGUGGCGGCGCGGGUUACGGUGGUGCGUACGGCGCCGACGCGGGUUGCUGCGGCGGCUCGGCGGGCUACGGCUACGGCGGCGCCUCCGGCUUCGGCCUCGCGGGUGGCAUGCCGCCACAAACUCAGACCUACGUGGGGCCUGGUGGUGACUACGUGCAGGAGACGACGUACAAGUACGUUGGCAUGGGGGCGGGCGGCCCGCAGGCAGUCUCGGAGACAGUCAUCUCGAGUAUAUUGCCCCUGCGUCCGCGUGGCCCCAACUGCUGUUGCCUCUGCCUGAUCCCCUUGCUACUGUCGCUGCUGUUGCUCCCGCUGCUCGGCUGGUUCCUGAUGGGCUCAACCAGCACGACGACGACCACGAUUCUCACCACUACUCCACCCCCGCCAAUGCUGGCGGCGCCGCCAACGCCUCCGCCUGACGCUCCGACGACCAAGAAGACCACCACGGAGGCUCCGCCUCCGCCCCCGCCCCCGCCGCCUCCGCCUCCGCCCCCGCCGCCCCCCCCGCCCCCGCCGCCCCCGCCGGAGCCGGUGACGACCACGGAGAAAAAGGUCGACUGCGCGGAGGGCGAUCCGCAGUCCUGGGAGGUGUCCAAGAAGGUCACGUGCUGCUUGCAGGCUGGCAGGGGGUGCCCUACGACGCCGCCGCCCCCGCCGCCUGGCGCCGCCCCCGCCGCCCCCGCCGCCCCCGCCACCGCCUGCGCCUGUGGCGCCGCCUCCGCCCCCGCCAGCUCCUGUGGCCCCGCCUCCGCCGGCCACGACGUCGUCCUGUCCGUACGAUUGCAACGCCGGGUACUCGAAUUGGGAAGCGGGGUGGUCUGCGGACAAGAAAGAGUGGUGCUGCGCCAACAAGCACAUGGGGUGCGUAGAGACGACGUCCAAGCCGUUCGACUGCGAAGCCGGGUACUCGAACUGGCAGGCGGGCUGGGCAGAAGACAAGAAGUCGUGGUGCUGCGACAAUGAGCAGAAGGGAUGCCCGGAGACGACGCCGCCGCCGGCCCCGCCCUCUGAGCCGUAUGAUUGCAACGCCGGGUACUCGAAUUGGGAAGCUGGCUGGUCGGCGGACAAGAAGGAGUGGUGUUGUUCGGAGAAGCAGAUGGGUUGCGGCGAGGCCGCAUCCAAGCCUUACGAUUGUGACGCAGGUUAUUCCAACUGGGAGGCUGGAUGGAGCGACGACAAGAAAGACUGGUGCUGCACCAACGAGAAGAAGGGCUGCCCGAAGUGAGCUUACAGAGGUAGCAGGUUGUCCACGUAGAGCCGUGCCCGGACCAUGUGCAGUCCAAGUGUAGGAUAGGGGUCGUCUAUUUGGGCGUGGUGAGGUGUCCUGGCGACUCGCACGCUACGUCACUUUUGUUUUCGUGGGAUUUGAGCAGAGUCGCUGCUCAAGGUAUAUCCUAUUACUCCUCUCGCUAGGCAAAGCUACUGCGAGAUGUGAGUAUGAGAAUUGUUGUGCCGGAUCUGAUCAAUAUCGACAUUUACCUCCGAGAUGUGAUGGUAACCAGGGCCUCUGGAUAAUAAGGUAUACCCCCCCUUUUAGGCUUGACAGUGUGUAUCUUCCCCAGCCAAUACUGAUUUGGUUGGGGAAGAGGGGCGGCAAGGCCGAACUUUAUCAUCGCGGGG
Molecule: messenger RNA, 1849 nt
Organism: Prorocentrum cordatum
Lineage: Eukaryota; Dinophyceae; Prorocentrales; Prorocentraceae
Source: the annotation of a GenBank genome assembly